Molecule: messenger RNA, 330 nt
Organism: Funneliformis geosporum
Lineage: Eukaryota; Fungi; Glomeromycota; Glomeromycetes; Glomerales; Glomeraceae
Source: the annotation of a GenBank genome assembly
AUGUCAGCAAUAAUAUGUGACUUAGGGUUAAGCAAAUCUGCAACCGAUUUAGCGGACAAUGGUAAUGAAAUUGAAAUUUAUGGCGUCAUUCCUUAUGUUGCACCAGAAAUAUUUAAUGGAAAUAGAUAUACUGAGGCUUCAGAUGUUUAUAGCUUUGGUAUGAUUAUGUGGGAGUUUAUGACAGGUAGAAGACCCUUUUGGGAUAGGGUUCAUGAUACAGAACUAAUUAUUGAAAUUUAUGAUGGUCAGCGUCCUCCAAUUACAUCUGCUCCUGAAGGUUAUAUUAAAUUAAUGCAAGAAUGCUGGGAUUCUAAUCCAAAUAAAAGACCA